AUGAUUAAAUCUCAGAAUAAUAAAACCAUCAUUUUGACAUAAUCUAUUUUAGAUGAUUCCUCAGAGUUUUGGAUUCAUAGACCAUAAACAAUGUUGUAAUUCUAGUUAUAGGACGAACUUCAGGUUGUCAACAGAAACAGAUUAAUACUGAAAACUUUAUUGCUUGGUGGACAUUAUAUAAAAUACGGUGAAGAAGUAAAAAUAAAAAUAAUACAAAAGAAAUUUCUUGAUGUUAGAAAUAUGUUUCUCGAAAUGGUUUACCAUCCUAGAACUUCAUCAACAGGAUUUAGGUUAAGCAAGAAUGGAGAAAAACUGGAUGUUUAUGGUGACGUCUAGAAUUGGGUAGAAGUGCUUAAAAAAUAUACUAUACAAUCCAAUUUACAAUAAAAAUAUAAAAUAAUAAAGAAAAUAGGAGAGGGGAGCUUAUUUCAAGUAAUACAAUUUCAUCAAUUUGAAAGGUAUUUAAGAUAAAAAACAAAAUAACAGGAUUUUAAUACGCAGCCAGAAUAUAUGAUAAAGUUUAACUAAAUAGCUCUAAUUAUCUCCUUGAAUUAGUCAAAAAAUAAGUAGCAUUGUUGAGAUAAGUAGAUCAUAAAAAUUUAAUUAAAUUAUAUGAGAUCUUUGAAAGUUCAAAUCAUCUUUACAUAAUAUAAGAGCUAAUUGAAGGAGGCACUUUAGAUUCUAAAAUUUCUUAAACUAAUUUUAAUUAAGAAUAAAUUGUAUUUAUUGUUAAAUAAACAUUAAAUGGUUUAGAAGAAUUACAUAAAAAAGGUUAUAUUCAUGGAGAAGUAAACUUAAAAUCAAUAGCUUUUAAGUAUUAAUAAGAUUUGAACUCUUUAUGUUUAAUUCAUUAUUCUAAAGUUAUGUUAAUUAAUGUAGCAAGAAACAAUAAUAAAAAAAUGAUUAGUUAAAGAACAUCUUUGAAAAAUGAUAAAACUUAUAUUUCUGAUUUAUAAUAAUUGGGAAUUAUAUUGAUUAAAUUAUUAACUGGAUAUCAAUUUCAUCAAUACAAUCUACCAAAUUCUAUGGAUGAGAUUAAAAGCAUUCUUAAUUUUAAGCAAAUUAAUUAUGAAAUAGAAGUAUUACUCUAAUAAUUAUUACUUACUGAUUUUGAAACAUAAAUUAGUGAAACAAACACACCACUUGAAGUCUUAAAAAAUGAUAUAUUUAAAAAGUAGUUGGAACCCAAAAAUUUUAUCCUAAAAUAUUAAGCAAUUGAUGAUAAAAAUUAAAGGGUAAGUAUAAAUAAUCUAGAUGAGGAUUCGUUAGAUAUAAGAUCAAGAGUUCAUACACUCCCAUAUAUUGAAAAUAGAUAGAGUAAUUCAAGAAGUUUAUCAAAUAGAAAACCUAAUGUUACACCUCUUAAACUAUCAACCUUACACAAAUUAGAAACAAUUGUUAAACCUCCAUCAUAAACAUCAGAAAGAAGAUAAAGUAAUUUAUAUCAGUUGCCAAGAAUGAAUAUCUUGCCAAAAAUAAAAUAAAAGAUCUAAUGA
Molecule: messenger RNA, 1496 nt
Organism: Paramecium pentaurelia
Lineage: Eukaryota; Ciliophora; Oligohymenophorea; Peniculida; Parameciidae
Source: the annotation of a GenBank genome assembly